Messenger RNA from Choloepus didactylus (southern two-toed sloth), 3172 nucleotides. RefSeq names its product TraB domain containing 2B (gene TRABD2B). Gene Ontology annotation, molecular function: metalloendopeptidase activity; Wnt-protein binding. Gene Ontology annotation, cellular component: organelle membrane. Gene Ontology annotation, biological process: negative regulation of Wnt signaling pathway. NCBI's taxonomy places the organism in Eukaryota, Metazoa, Chordata, Mammalia, Pilosa, Megalonychidae. The transcript has 7 exons. The coding region runs from base 560 to 2125 and encodes 521 amino acids. The record is from RefSeq and is a predicted model, not a curated record.
CAUGGCGGAGCCCGGGCAGCGGCCGCGCGGCCGCCCGCCGCCCCUCUGAGCCGGGCUCAGGGGCAGCCUGGCGCGCCAGACCCGACCCCCGCCCCGCCGCGCCCUCUGCCGCACUUGUCCCACUGCGCGCCCCCUGGAGCGCCGCGCACCCCUGGGACCCUUGCGCGCCCUGGGUCCCCAGUAUAGUCCCAGGACCCCGCGCACCCUGGUAUCUCGGUACUACCCCAGGAAUCCCGCGCGCCCCGGGACCCCAACGCAGCUCUGGGGAUCCCGCGCACGCCAGGACCCCCGCGUGCUUUCAGAGCCGGGCCAACGGGGCUGCGUGCGUUGGUGAGGGGGCCCCGCCCCAGAGGGUCCCCCUCUUCCAACAGACGGAGCCCCGCCCCAGAGGGACCCCCAGGUCCUGCAGGGACAUCCAGCCACGCCCCGGAGGGCUCCCAGCAUCCUGCUGCUAGAUCCCCGCGCUCCAGAGGAAACUCCGUGCCCAGCUGGGGGCUCCCCGCCCCACUGAGGGGACGCCGCCCAGGAGGGUUCCCCGCGCCCCGCGGGUCCCGGCAGGAUGCACGCCGCCCUGGCGGGGCCGCUGCUUGCCGCGCUCCUCGCCACCGCCUGCGCCCGCCCGCAGCCCCCGGACGGAGGACAGUGCCGGCCGCCCGGAUCGCAGAGGGACCUCAACUCUUUCCUAUGGACUAUUCGGCGUGACCCUCCAGCCUACCUAUUCGGCACCAUCCACGUCCCGUACACGCGUGUCUGGGACUUCAUUCCGGACAACUCUAAGGCGGCCUUCCAGGCCAGCGCCCGCGUCUAUUUUGAGCUGGACUUGACGGACCCCUACACCAUCUCAGCACUGGCCAGCUGCCAGCUGCUGCCGCACGGGGAGAACCUGCAGGACGUGCUGCCCCGCGAGCUGUACUGGCGCCUGAAGCGCCACCUGGACUACGUGAAGCUGAUGAUGCCCUCGUGGAUGACGCCCGCUCAGCGGGGCAAGGGGCUCUACGCCGACUACCUAUUCAACGCCAUCGCGGGCAACUGGGAGCGCAAGAGGCCCGUGUGGGUGAUGCUCAUGGUGAACUCACUCACGGAGACGGACGUGCGCUCCCGCGGCGUGCCCGUGCUCGACCUCUACCUGGCCCAGCAGGCCGAGAAGAUGAAGAAGAGCACGGGGGCCGUGGAGCAGGUGGAAGAGCAGUGCCAUCCCCUCAACGGGCUCAACUUCUCCCAGGUGCUGUUUGCCCUGAAUCAGACCCUGCUGCAGCACGAGAGCGUACGGGCCGGGAGCCUGCAGGCCCCAUACACCACGGAGGACCUCAUCAAGCAUUACAACUGCGGGGACCUCAACGCCGUCAUCUUCAACCACGACACGUCCCAGCUGCCCAACUUUAUCAACACCACCCUCCCACCGCACGAGCAGGUGACAGCCCAGGAGAUCGACAGCUACUUCCGCCAGGAGCUUAUCUACAAGCGGAACGAGCGGAUGGGAAAAAGGGUCAUGGCGCUUCUGCAGGAGAAUGAAGACAAGAUCUGCUUCUUUGCCUUCGGAGCAGGUCACUUUCUGGGGAACAACACUGUCAUCGAUGUCCUGCGGCAGGCAGGGCUGGAGGUGGAGCACACACCUGCGGGGCGGGCCAUCCACAGCCCUGCAGCCCAGAGCCCGGCACCCUCUCCCGAGGGCACCUCAGCGAGCCCGGCCCCGGCCACCCCAGCUGCUGCCAUCCCUGCAGCACCCUCAGCGACCCCCACCGCCCCACCCGAGGAGGAGGACCCGGCCCUGUCCCCACACCUCCUGCUUCCUGACAGCCUCAGCCAGCUGGAGGAGUUCGGGCGGCAGAAGAAGUGGCACAAGAGGCAGAACAAACACCAGCGGCCACGGCAGUUCAAUGACCUCUGGGUCCGCAUCGAGGACAGCACCACCGCCUCGCCACCGCCGCUGCCCCUCCAGCCCAUGCACAGCUCGGGGACUGCCCGGCCCCGCUUCCAGCUCUCCGAUCAGCUCCAGGAGCAGGACCGGCCGGGUCUCACCGGCAGCUCAGUGCCCAGCCAUCCAUCUCCCUCCCUGGGCCUCCUCGCCAUCAUCGCAGCCACUGUGGGCACCACCAUCCUGCUGCACACACUCGGGCCCUCCUGACUUCAGCUACUCCGUGCAGAGAUGCCGGAGAAACCCCUAGAGGGUCUGCGACCACAUCCCGCCAGCCCUGCCAGCACCUUCAGGGGUGCCUGAGACCUCACGGGCAGUCCAGACGGGACCCGUUAGAACCCUAGAGCUUUAUCGUACCCGAGUUACAUCUUCUUUUUUGUAGAAGGAUCUCAAUUUCCCAUAGUGCUAUGGGGCUCUUUUGUAAAAUAUGUGUCCAUAUUAAAAAAGAAAAGUGUAUUUAUUCUACCGAUAAAACUAUUUUUAUGUGACCUAUGUUAAUAAGUUCUUAAUUAGCCCCAGAACCAACCCAGGAGGUGAACCGUGGUUGCCACGACACCUGCAACCUCACACGGACUGUGGCUUCCAACUGGCUUGCUCCCGCAUCAGCAAAGCCUCCCGUGUCUGGGUUUGGCUUCUCCCACUCUUGGGGACCUUGGAGGGAGGGAGAGGCAGACAGGCUUAGCUUUUGUGAAGCUGGAUUAGGGGGCCAGAGGUGUGAGUGCUGGCUGUCCUUCCUUCCCCUGGGUGCAUCCCAGGGCCUGGGAAGAUACUUUAGGAAAGAGAAUGCUGCUAUUUUGAAACCCCUGAAUGUCUGUGAACUAGCCCUCCAGAGCUCUUGGUGAGUGUUUCAACCAAAUCACCAGGGCAGGCAGGGAGGGGAUGGUGGUGCAGAAGGCGGGGGACCCCCAGCCUCAUUUGACCGAUGGUUAAGCUGAGAUCCAAAGAGAGGAAGGUUGGGGUUCAAGGUCACGCAGCAAGUGGCAGAGCUGGGACUUGAAUGCAGACCUCACUCUUCUGGUGUCAUUAAUCCAUCCUGAGUAGAGGAGAGGCUGUGGAAAGCACAGCCAUAUGGGAUGGGCACAGAAGGGCAGUUUUAGGGACGGUGGCUCCAGGCAUUAUGUAGUGAGAAUCCUGGUGAGAGCUGCCAUUUGCCCAAAGGCUGCAUGCAGUGAGACAGGCACUUUGCACACUCAGUUCAUCACCAACCCGCACACCAAUUCCGUAAGAUGGGAUUAUUCCCAGUUGCAGAUAAGGAGC